Messenger RNA from Benincasa hispida (wax gourd), 1816 nucleotides. Its product is annotated as alpha/beta hydrolase family protein. The record is from RefSeq and is a predicted model, not a curated record. NCBI's taxonomy places the organism in Eukaryota, Viridiplantae, Streptophyta, Magnoliopsida, Cucurbitales, Cucurbitaceae.
UAGGUAAAGAAAGUUCGAAUCUUUGGAUAAAGGAAAGAGGACUGUCCGCGGGUCCCACUUCCCAAAUCCCCCUCUGCUUUUUCCAUCACUCGCCCACUGUUUUCUUUCCUUCCUUCAAUCCUUCCGCCCGUUUCUUCUUCAAUUUAUGGCGUUCGAUCUAUAAACUUACGUCCCCUUUUCCCCCAAUUCCCUGUUACUUUUAUCUCAUCUGCUUACCUUUGAUUCUGUCUUUUACGAGCUGAGUUGGUAAGUUCAUUCCAUUCUUAUCCUAAGAUUUGACCUUCAGAUCUAGUCAUGGGGGUUUUUUUGGGUACCCAAAUCGCUUUGAUAUUCUUCUUUGAAUUGUUUUGACGGAUCUUGCGUAACUUGUCCGAUUGAGCUUCUUCAGCUUCCGAAUUUCUAUCACGAAUUGGGUAUGCUGGAAAUGGGUUUUUAUUGAUUGAUUAGUGAAUUGAGACAAGAUAGCUUUCUGGGUAUUUGUGGUGUGUUAAUAAUUUGGUGGGGUUUUCUAACAAUGGUUACGGUUAAUCUUGGAAUGCUUCAUCAUGUGUUGGACCAUGUGUAUGGUGCAUUUAUGCACAGAACCAAAAUCAGCCCACCGUUUUUUUCAAGGGGAUGGGGUGGUUCAAAGCUUGAUUUGCUUGAGAAGCUGAUCAAACAGUUGUUCCCAGAUAUGGCAGGCCAGAAUUGGCCCCCCAGUUUGAUCAGGCCCAUUUGGAGAACGGUUUGGGAGAAUGAGACUGCUCGUUUGAGGGAAGGGUUUUUCAGGACCCCUUGUGAUGGGCAGCUCCUUGCUGCUUUGCCUCCUGAGAGUCAUAAUGCAAGGGUUGCAUUUCUCAUGCCUAAAUCUGUGCCAACCCACAAGAUAUCUUGUGUGGUUCAUUUGGCAGGGACUGGGGACCAUACAUUUGAAAGAAGAUUACGUCUUGGUGGGCCAUUAUUGAAGGAUAACAUUGCAACUAUGGUGCUUGAGAGUCCUUUCUAUGGUCAGAGACGACCCAUGCUGCAAUAUGGUGCCAAACUCUUGUGUGUUAGUGACUUGCUUUUGUUGGGAAGAGCAACCAUUGAAGAGGCUCGCAGUCUUUUACAUUGGUUAGACUCUGAGGUAGGGUUUGGAAGGAUGGGUGUUUGUGGGCUUAGCAUGGGAGGAGUACAUGCCGCGAUGGUUGGAUCUCUACACCCUACACCAAUUGCAACGCUUCCUUUUCUUUCUCCACAUUCUGCUGUUGUGGCAUUUUGUGAGGGAAUUUUAAAGCAUGGAACUGCUUGGGAAGCAUUGAGAAAGGACCUUGCAUUGCAGAAAUCUACCAUGACUCUUGAGGAGGUUAAGGAACGGAUGCGGAAUGUACUGUCUCUCACAGAUGUUACACGCUUUCCAAUCCCCAAAAAUCCCAAUGCUGUAAUACUUGUUGCUGCUACUGACGAUGGCUACAUCCCGAAACACUCUGUGCUCGAGCUCCAGAAAGCUUGGCCUGGUUCAGAAGUAAGAUGGGUGACUGGUGGACAUGUAUCUUCCUUCAUUCUACACAACGAUGAGUUUCGCCGAGCAAUUGUCGAUGGCCUCGACAGACUCGAAUGGAGAGAGUCACCAUUAUGACAUGAAGCUUUUCACCAAACAUUUUUCUCUUCUUUUCUUUUCUUUUCGUUUAUUUUUUUUUCACCCCCUUGGUUUUACUUCUCUGUGGAUACUCUUCUUGUUCUUCACCAUUUGUAUGAUUCAACCUGUAAAUCUAAUCUGGUAUUGUUCUUUACCAUUAGACAACUCCAUUCAGGAGCAAUGCAUGAAACUUCCAUAAUGAUUUGUUGAUAUUGCUCA